This is a messenger RNA of Lotus japonicus, 600 nucleotides long. RefSeq lists its product as uncharacterized. Bases 1 to 600 code for a protein of 199 amino acids. NCBI's taxonomy places the organism in Eukaryota, Viridiplantae, Streptophyta, Magnoliopsida, Fabales, Fabaceae. The record is from RefSeq and is a predicted model, not a curated record. The transcript is spliced from 5 exons.
AUGGUGGACAACUGCUAUGGUGAGUUUGUGGAAAGCAUUGAACCUCCCAUAGUGGUAAGUGAUAAUGAAUCAUGUUGCAUUAUUCCAAGGAUGUCUAGUAUCACAUUAUACAUUGGUGGGCAUGGUGCAGAUUUGAUCGCAGGCAGUCUGAUUAAGAAUCCUGGUGGAACAAUUGCACCAUGUGGUGGAUAUGUUGCUGGGAGAAAAAAAUGGGUUGAAGCAGCUGCAGCCCGUCUUUCUGCAGCUAGUGUUCGUGUCCCGGUUGUGAUACUGUUUACAGGCGUUACUAGCAAGAAUAUGUUACUGGUCGAAAAGCUGCUUUUGAUGCUUUAUAGUUUGGAAGCCGUGAGCGCCUCCUUACUUUCUGUGAAGGCUAUUCAGAGUAGCUCUUCGUUUGGUUCAUACACCAAACCAAUAGCGGGUAUCACUCCUGGAUAUGCAGCAGAGGUGAUCUUUGCUGAUGGAACCUUUAUUGAUGGGAGUACUAGUGAGCUUUCAUGCAAUGGACCUCUUAGAGAGCCAUUUGCUGUAUUUUACCAGGGUGGCACUCAUUGGACUCAAUGGGGCUUAGUUCUUGGAGAAGUUUUGAAAUCUAUAUGA